AUGAGUGUCCACUCCGUUGACUAUGCGCCACGAGGCGCAUCACAAUCAGAAACUCUCCAGGUGCAGGACCUUGAGGCUGGUCGCCAGUCGCCCAGCUCCCCAAUCAUUCUGGGGAGAAGGGAAGGGCCUAGCUCCCCCAUCAUUCCGGGGAGAAGGGAAGGGCCCAGCUCACCCAUCAUUCCGGGGAGAAGGGAAGGGCCCAGCUCCCCCAUCAUUCCGGGGAGAAGGGAAGGGCCCAGCUCCCCAAUCAUUCCGGGGAGAAGGGAAGGGUCCAUCACCGACACGAUCGGCACUGCGGCGGCCAGAGUUAACUCCAGCGACACUGCCAGGCGCCGAGUUCGACGCUCUAAUACCGCACAAUCCUACCACCCGGACGGCUUUGCGAGCGAGAUCAACUGGCAGCCAGGCACAGAACCCGGUAUCGACCCAACAAAACCUCUCCCUCUAUUCAGCUCAGAAUGGCAAUCGAAUUUGCCCGGCGACGUGCAGCGCGAGUCCGAAAUCACGGUAGUGGACUUUUCGCAGCAUGAAAUGCGGCAGUAUGAACUGGACAACGAGACGCUCCCUCAAUUCCUCGCGCGCGAGAGAGAACCAUGGGUGCAAUGUCGGUGGAUCAAUGUGAAUGGGCUGAGUUGGGACGUGAUCAAAUGCUUGGGCAGCCACAAGAGGCUGCAUCGACUGGCUAUCGAGGAUAUCGUCCAUACCACCCACCGCACUAAAGCCGAUUGGUACUCAGAUCACGCUUUUGUUGCCUUGACACUACAGAAGCUCGUGAAAAUUCAAGAAGAAAAGAGUGAUUCAGAGGAUGAUGACGGUCCAGGUAACGAAUGGGGCGCUAAGGAGCGAAAACGCUCUGUUGCGAGUGACAACAGCUCCAUAUCAUUGAAACGGCUGACCAAGCGAUAUCUCAUUUGGGAGGCGUUGAAAGACAUCUUCAGAUCCAAGAGCCCGUCAAAGCACCAAGAGGAGAAGACAAGAUUUGGCGCCAGCGUCCGGCCUGGGCCAAGACGACCAUCCUCAAAGCGGAUGUCCCAAUUUGGAACUGUUGCAGCUGCGGUGGGAGCCACGGCUAGGUCCCUUCAGCGGUAUCGUGGUGGCCCAAAUGAGGAUCGUAUCGACUUUAUGGAACGUCACGCUGUGCUGGCAUCCAAGGGCCUCUGCGUUACCCUAGAGCAAGUUUCAGUCUUCCUGCAUGCCGAUAACACCGUCACGUCCUUCUUCGAGACUAGCGCAGAUGAUAUCGAGGCUCCCAUCGUCCGGCGCCUCAGCUCCCCGGAGACGAUUCUUCGGCAGUCGUGCGAUGCUAGCAUGCUGUUGCAAGCCAUCCUAGACGCUGUUAUUGAUCUCGCAAUACCUGUGACCAUGGCUUAUCAGGAUGCCAUUGGAGACCUAGAGCUGGAAGUCCUGACUGAUCCUGAUAUUGAUCAGUCGAAGAGCCUUUAUAUCCUCACUUCUGAAAUCGCGGUUUUGCGCAAUUCGAUGCAGCCAAUGGUGGCGGUGAUCAAUGCGCUUCGUGAUCAUCGAUCUGAGCCUAUUGGGACCCCGGGUUUGGGAGCUUUGCGGAACGGGUUGUCCAGUCCGACUUCCACGCCUGGGGACCCCGAACACCCACAUCCUCCAACCAUUGGCACCAUCACACCUAACCUAAAGAGCCUAGGAGGAUCGAGUGUCACGAUUAGCUCGAUGUGCCAUACCUAUCUGGGUGAUGUCCUGGAUCAUUGUAUCACUAUCGUGGAGGGGUAUGAUCAAAUGCGACGCGCGGCUGAUAACAUGAUCGACCUUAUCUUCAAUACCAUCGGUGCCUACCAAAACGAGAGCAUGAAGCAACUGACAAUGGUCACUUGUUUGUAUCUUCCAAUGACGUUUUUGACCGGUUACUUCGGAAUGAACUUUGAAGACUUUGCUGGCAUCAAGCAUAGUGACUCAUACUUUUGGAAAAUCGCCGUGCCCUUCGUCUUUGUGACAACUCUCUUGCUCAUGCGUGAUAAAAUUCAACGCUAUGCUGUCAUGCUCGCGCAGAGACGACUCAUUACUAGCUCGAGAAAGCAAAGACGGCAAAGGAAGAAGAGGUAG
Molecule: messenger RNA, 2073 nt
Organism: Penicillium canariense
Lineage: Eukaryota; Fungi; Ascomycota; Eurotiomycetes; Eurotiales; Aspergillaceae
Product: putative CorA family metal ion transporter
Exons: 4
Coding region: 1-2073 (690 amino acids)
Biological process (GO): metal ion transport; transmembrane transport
Cellular component (GO): membrane
Molecular function (GO): cobalt ion transmembrane transporter activity; magnesium ion transmembrane transporter activity; cobalt ion binding
Source: RefSeq, a predicted model, not a curated record